Molecule: messenger RNA, 2270 nt
Organism: Scleropages formosus (Asian bonytongue)
Lineage: Eukaryota; Metazoa; Chordata; Actinopteri; Osteoglossiformes; Osteoglossidae
Product: P2X purinoceptor 5-like
Exons: 12
Coding region: 250-1452 (400 amino acids)
Biological process (GO): response to ATP; calcium ion transmembrane transport
Cellular component (GO): plasma membrane
Molecular function (GO): purinergic nucleotide receptor activity; ATP binding; extracellularly ATP-gated monoatomic cation channel activity
Source: RefSeq, a predicted model, not a curated record
UCUGCGGGCUAUUUAUACUUUGCCGUGUAGACUGGUAUGACGUACAACAUACUUACAGUUUCUAAAUUCUACUUUUUAAAUAUAAACGCGAAUGAAAAGGAGUAAGGUAGUGGUUUAUGGGAACUUUAAAUUCGUUUUCCGCUCAUAAACUGAAAUACUUUAAGAAGACGGCUGACGGAAGCAGAGCGCCGGGUUAGAGUCUCGGUUCCGUCCUCAGCGAAGACGCCCGUCGGCGACGCUCCGGGGCCCAUGGCUGCGAGUGGAUGGAAGGGCUUCUUCCUUUCCGCCUUUGACUACAAGACGGAAAAAUAUGUCAUUGCAAAUAACAAGAAAGUCGGCGUUCUCUACAGACUUGUUCAGCUGGCCAUUAUCGGCUACAUCAUCGGGUGGGUGUUCUUUACCAAAAAAGGCUACCAAGAAACAGAAGAAUCUAUCGAGAGCUCAGUGAUGACUAAACUGAAGGGCGUGUCCUUCACCAAUACCUCAGAUAUGGGGAUCCAUCUGUGGGGGCCUGAAGACUAUGUCAUUCCUCCCCAGGGGGAGAAGGUUUUUUUCAUAAUUACAAAUUUUAUCGAGACACCAAACCAAAUGCUUGGAUACUGUGCAGAGAGUAUUAAGGUCCCAGAUGGUCGCUGCAGACAAAACACAGACUGCCCAGAAGGAGAAACUGUCUUGGCUGGUCAUGGCAUUAAGAGUGGCCGCUGCUUGAAGAAACACUGGAACUCAACAGGAACCUGUGAGAUAUAUGGGUGGUGUCCAGUAGAGAGAGGCAGUCAACCAGAGGUACCAUUGUUGGGGAGAGCUGAGAACUUUACGGUCUACAUAAAGAACUUCAUCCGAUUUCCAAGGUUUGAAUUUUCAAAGUCAAAUGUUCUCAACACAACUGAUGACCAGUAUUUAAAGAAAUGCUUGUAUGACAGGACCCAGCACCCAUACUGUCCAAUUUUCCGUCUUGGAGACCUGGUUAGUUGGGCAGGUCACAGCUUCCAGAACAUGGCUGUUGCAGGUGGGUCCAUUGGUGUUAUCAUAGAGUGGAACUGUGACCUGGAUAAGGGUUACGACAGCUGCCAUCCACAUUACAGCUUCACUCGACUGGACAUGAGUUCUACAGCCAACUCCGUUACAUCUGGAUACAACUUCAGGAAUGCACGAUAUUACAAAAAUUCAGCUGGGCAGACUUAUCGUAGUCUGCUUAAAGUCUACGGCAUCCGUUUUGACAUCUUGGUACAUGGAAAGGCUGGAAAGUUUAAUAUCAUCCCUACACUAAUCAAUAUCGGCUCAGGUCUUGCUUUAAUGGGUGCUGGAGCCUUCUUCUGUGACUUGGUUCUCUUGUAUCUUAUGAAGAAAAGCACAUUCUACAGGGAGAAGAAGUUUGAACCUGCAAAGAAUGACAAGAAAAGCACAGAGAGUAAGGUAGUUGUUGACAAACAAAUCCAGGAAGAUGGGAGCUAACAGUCGCUUCUGGCAGAAAGAUAUGCACUGGGAGCGUCUGUCAAACACAGCUUUGAAACAGAAAUUGGAACCCACACCAGGCUGAUUGAUGUGCUGGUAUGUUGACCCUCCCACCAGCCUCCUAAAAGUAUCAAACAGGAGGCAUCACUCUGGCACUCUGUAACGAACCAGGAAAACAGACUUUCUUCCUCAGCUGCCAGCUUGGUGAUGCUACACUCAUCCUCCUGUCAUUAUGCAGAUACUACUGAAACUGUGAAAAUUUUUACCAAUCCACAUUUUUCCCCAUUUAUGACUAUAUUUUUGACUACUAUUUUUAUGUUAUAAAUUCAGUCAUUCCCAACCUGCCCCAUUUCAAAAGAAAAAACUGGUCUAACCAGUUUGCAUUGGAGAACAGAAGGGCAGAUGGCUUUCACACAGGAUCUGAAGGUACUGCCCAAAGACCUACAUCAUACGAUAUAUAUUCACUGCACAAAAGAUGUUUCCUCCAGUAAAAAAAAAAUAUAUAUAAAUGGCUUUCUCCUUCCUCCUCUUCCUUCUAAGAGCCUCCACCCUCCUCAAUAUAGCUAAUGGGAAAGCUAAAUUAAAAAUGUACAGUUUUUUUAAGAUCCUGACCAAUUUGCAAAUUGGAGCAAUGAUAGAUAUUGCUUGCCAGGCAUGAUGCCAAAGAGCAAAUUCUUUAACUGGUACCUGUAUAUGAUUUUAAUGCCACAGCUGUAUUCUUGUUUUGCACGUAAAGUGCAUUCCUUGUGUCACGUUCCCCACAUCCGGCACAUCGGCGACACCUGGUAAUAAAGAGGGAAGCCGAGGAAGCCCAGACG